AUGCGUUCAACGUUCCUUCCGGCAGGCUUGCUCGGCCUCCUGUUGUUGAUAGGUUCCGUCGCCACUGAGCAAGAUGACCUCGGAAGCGUUCUUCAGUCCAAGUCAAACCUGUCUACCUAUUACAACUUAAUUAAGAAAUAUCCUGAAGUCAUCCUUAGACUUCCUAGCUACAACGGCGUCACGAUCGUUGCGCCGUCCAACGCGGCUUUCGAGAACAUCCCCGGCACCCAACUAAACGGCAUCUGGAACGAAUCAGAUCCCUCAAUCGCCGUCCCCAUCCUGGAAUACCACAUCCUGCAAGGCACGGUCUCAACCCGUGCUCUCGAGUUGGGCCCGCCGGUGUUGCGCUCCUCGCUGUUACAGAAUCCAGCCUGGACCAACGUCACCGGCGGACAGAACGUCAUGGUGAACAAGCAGCCCGGCAACGUGAUCGUCUUCACCUCGGCGCAAGGCAUCCGUACCACCCAGGUCGAAGGGGACAUCAAGUUCGCCGGCGGCCUCAUCCAGGUGGUCGACAAUCUCCUUAUCCCUCCCGUCAGACUGGAGAACACGACCGAAUCCUUCAAGCUCCCCGCCUUCCUCGGCGCCUUAUACACCGCCAAACUCUUACCUUUGGUGGCAGAGAAGAAGAAUGUAACAAUCUUCGCCCCUCGCAACGAGGCCUUCCAGCGUGUCGCCGGGUCACUCCAGGACAUGGACGAAGACGAGGUCAGGAACUUCCUCAACUACCACGUGGUCAAGGGCCAGAUCCUCGCGUCCUCGGACCUGAAGAACGGCACAAACCUUCCUACCCUGGCCAACCAGAGCCUCAACGUCAUCCGCUCCGGCAACAACCUCUUCCUCAACUCGGCGCAGAUCAUCCAGCCGGAUAUUCUUCUCGCCAACGGUAUCAUGCACAUCGUCGAUAACGUCCUGAACCCGGACGUGGCGUCGGCCAAGCCGAAUCCUACCGCCGUUAGCCAGGCGCCCGUCUACCCCGAGAGCUCGGCCUCGGGCCUGCCUUUCACCUCGGCGAUUCCUUGCACCGUAAGCUGCCCCGUGACGACCACUGCUACUCCCACUGCUGCGGCGUCGACGAGGGCCUCGACAACGGCGGUCCGGACCACCACCAGCCCCGGUGCCGCGGUGCGGACAGGCGUGGCGGCGGGGGCGGCCCUGCUCGCGGGCUUGGCCGCGCUGGCUUGA
Molecule: messenger RNA, 1185 nt
Organism: Colletotrichum spaethianum
Lineage: Eukaryota; Fungi; Ascomycota; Sordariomycetes; Glomerellales; Glomerellaceae
Product: fasciclin-like arabinogalactan protein
Exons: 3
Coding region: 1-1185 (394 amino acids)
Source: RefSeq, a predicted model, not a curated record